AUGGAAGCAACUCCUGCCCUCAAUCGCAACAUCUUCCGCUUCUUCGAUCUUCCCGGCGAGAUUCGAAACGACAUCUAUGACCACUCGCUCCACACGAAAAAGUACCGCCGAUGCUGCCUCAAGAUCACUGUCUCGAAGGUAGCAACCGUCAACCCUCUACUGGUAUCGCGUCAGUUCAGCGCUGAGUACAGUUCACGGGCAGAACCCACCGUGACAAUCACCGAACUCGGAGCCGAGAAAUAUCGAGACGCUCGCAUGCUCAUUCCAAGCCAUAGUGCAGAAGGAAGACUCUGUCCUCGCGACUUCUGGGCUGCACACCACGUCAUCCGCCAGAUCCAAAUUCCAGCAAUAGUACUCCAAAGCUUCCAUCUCGACAUGAACCUCGAAUCUCAUACCGACCUGGCACAAGUCAAGAAAUGGUUGGAGCGCUUGACGGGUAACAUGGUCGGAGUUCAUAAGUUUACCCUCCGCUUCAACAUUCGACAGCGCCACAUGGACCAAUUCUUUGUAGAGCAAGGAUGGCAAGAGCGUGCACUUGAUAUCCAGCAGGAGCUCAAUGCUGGCUGCUGGACCGUAUUGCCGCAUCUGCAGGGUCUGGAACUCCAUGUGGAUCGAGAGGAGGACGCACUGCCAGACUUCGAGACUCGCAACCUCAUUAUGGCUUGGUCGAACAAGACUGGAAGGGUCGAGCCUGCACAGGAUCCAGAGGAGAGUGACGGGACUGCUGAGUAG
Fulvia fulva is the source of this 732-nucleotide messenger RNA. RefSeq lists its product as uncharacterized. Lineage: Eukaryota; Fungi; Ascomycota; Dothideomycetes; Mycosphaerellales; Mycosphaerellaceae. The transcript has a single exon. The coding region runs from base 1 to 732 and encodes 243 amino acids. The record is from RefSeq and is a predicted model, not a curated record.